AUGACGAUUGUGGGCGGCCGGCGGCAGAGGCGAAACAACGGCGGGCGUGCGCGGUGCAGGCGCGCGUGCGUGAGGCGCGUGUCCCGGAGGCAGCGACGCCGCGUGCUGGGCGCUCACGUCGCCACGACGCACGUGGGCCCUGCCUGCCUGCCUGAUACACCUGCUGGCUCUUCUGCCGCCGCCACGCACUGGGAAUACCCAAAUAGACAGGCAGGCGGCGUCCGCAGUGACACGGCCACGCUAUUGGCCGGGGGGCGGGGCCAGGUGGCGGCGGCGGCGGCGGCGGCGACCCGCGGCCGGCGCGCCUCCCUGCCGGAGGCCGAGCUGCUUCAGUCUGACGCUCCGUAUUUGUUUAUUCUUCAGCAGCGGUCAAGAUAUGAGCUUCCCAUGCAGACGGCGCUGCACUGGGGCUCCAAGCACGGAAACGCGCACAUCGUCAAGAUGAUGGCCGGUACUUACCACGCCGACGUCAACGCCAGAUCCUGCCUGAUGAUGUGCAUAUUGCGUAAGUGCACGAUGAAAGUAGCACUUAUCUUUUGUAAAUGUAAUACAACUGAAAUUUUGAUGUGUUUGUACAUCCAGGGCUACACUCCUCUACACCUAGCAACACAGUUUGGUUACGAAGAAAUAGCAAACCUUCUGGUGAAUGCUUAUGGUGCUGACCAGAAUCUACGUGACUACAGUGGGCGAAAAGCUCGCCAGUAUCAGGCAAGCCAGGACACAAGUGUGUCAGCUGACACAUUCCGCAAAAUCAAAGCAAGGAAAAAACAGGCAGAAAAGGACUUAGGAUUCUUGAGAAUUGGUUCACUGAAUGUGAGAGUGAAGAAAACAACUGAAGCAUUCAGCAACUUCUUAGGUGUAGGAAUAAACAGUGACAAAAUACAUAAAACUUGGGGCUCAGCUGAUAAUAUACAGCAGGUUGACCGUCGCCGAAUGCCACCACCAAAGGCAGCACCAUUGAAGAAACGUCGCUCUCGACACGGUGCUGCUGACUUUACUGGUAGCUACAGCACACCAAGUACACCUCCAAGUCAGUCUCGCACUGCAAACAGUGAGCCAGGGCAGGAUUCAGACUCUGACUCGGCAUGUGGCUUCGGCAAUAAUUGGCAAGGCACUGUUUGAUGAAUGUGUUGUGAAUUUCAUCCAUGAGAGACUGUCUUGUGUUGGCUUGCUUGUUUUUGAGCUGCUCCAGUCCCAAAGUAUUUUUAAAACAUUUUAGUAUUGUGAAACCAGUUUCUAUAAUAUUGAUGUAGUGGUAUUCAGUUUGAUGUAUUGCUUUCUUUCCUUUAAGUUGUUUUAUAUUUAUUAUAAAAUUCUGAGUAUUAUUUUUGUAUUUUUACAGAUAUGUUGUAUGUUUGAUAAAAGCUGUUAUCAACCUACAGUAUUUUUACUUUUGUACAAUAGUUUCUGUGUUAUCUGUUUUGCUUCAUCUCUUUGUAAAAUUGUCCUGGAUUUUGUUCUAAAUUCAGCAUUAAAGUCAAUUUAAUAUCAAUGUAAAUCAUUUUACUGCAGUGCUAUAAUUUAGUCUUAGAAAUAAUUGUCUCUACAAGUUGUUUUCUUUGUGAUAUAUUGUCCUGAAGUAAACUUGUUCUCGUCAGCAUUCAAUUCUAGUUUUUAGAAACAUGUAGGAAAGAUAGAAAAGGAAAUAAACUGUUCAGUUCUUUUCGCAUUCAUGGUAAUUAAUAAUUAGAAUUUAUUUUUAUGUGAGAAAUGUACAUUACUCAAUGAUUUAGUUGAUGCACAUGUGAAUCUCAAUAAUUGUACUUGUAGAGUAUGACUGAUGGUUUACUGUAGAAAUUAAUGUAACAUUGUGAAUUAAAUAAAAUAAGUUUUUUUAACAA
Molecule: messenger RNA, 1841 nt
Organism: Schistocerca cancellata (South American locust)
Lineage: Eukaryota; Metazoa; Arthropoda; Insecta; Orthoptera; Acrididae
Exons: 9
Coding region: 1-1122 (373 amino acids)
Molecular function (GO): protein binding
Source: RefSeq, a predicted model, not a curated record